Molecule: messenger RNA, 3476 nt
Organism: Melopsittacus undulatus (budgerigar)
Lineage: Eukaryota; Metazoa; Chordata; Aves; Psittaciformes; Psittaculidae
Product: phosphatidylinositol 3,4,5-trisphosphate 5-phosphatase 2-like
Biological process (GO): negative regulation of insulin-like growth factor receptor signaling pathway; regulation of immune response; phosphatidylinositol dephosphorylation
Cellular component (GO): cytosol
Molecular function (GO): inositol-polyphosphate 5-phosphatase activity; protein binding
Source: RefSeq, a predicted model, not a curated record
CUCCCGUGCGCGCUCCCGCUGUGUCCAUGGCGUGCGCGGGGGGCGGCGCGGGGCCCCCCCCGGGUUGGUACCACCGGGACCUGAGCCGGGCGGCGGCCGAGGAGCUGCUGGCGCGGGCGGGACGGGACGGGAGCUUCCUGGUGCGGGACAGCGAGAGCGUCAGAGGGGCCUACGCACUGUGCCUGCUGUUCCAGAAGCACGUGCACACGUACCGGAUCCUGCCGGAUGAGGAGGACUUCCUGGCUGUGCAGACAUCCCAGGGGGUUCCGGUGCGGCGGUUCCAGACGCUGGGGGAGCUGAUCGCGCUGUACCUACAGCCCAACCAGGGGCUCGUCUGUGCCCUGCUCUUCCCUGUCGAGCGCGACAAGGACCGCGAUGCUGCCGAGGACCGCGACUACUCGGAUGGGGAUGAUGAGAAGCCCCCGUUGCCACCGCGCUGCGGCUCCAGCAGCGGCUGCAGCACCUCGGGGGGGCUCAGCCCAACUGGCCCCACAGCGGCUGUGCCCGAUGGGGCAGCCGAGAGCCCCAAUGGUCCGGUCCUGCUGCCCCACGAGUACCUGCGCAGUGCUCAGUACUCUCAGGACCUGGCAGGGGUUCAGGGGGGGGGCAACUCCCUGCCCCACCUGAGCCGAGCGCUGAGCACCUCCUGCCGCCGGCUGCACAGUGAAGUGGACAAGGUCCUGGCAGGGCUGGAGACCCUGGCCAAGGUGUUCGACCCCCAGAGCGCCCCCAGCGUGGGCAGGGCCCUGCAGCAGCCCAUGGGGCAGGGAGGGGAGCAGGAGCUGGAGACGCUGGUGCUGAAGCUGUCGGUGCUGAAGGAUUUGCUCUCCAGCAUCGAGAAGAAGGCGCUGAAGGCUCUGCAGGAGAUGAGCUCUGCCCCCCCCAGCACCCCCCCACAACCCCUGACCCGCAAGGCCAAAAGCAUCCCGGUGCAGACCUUCGAGGUGAAGCUGGACGUCACCCUGGGGGAUCUGACCCAGAUCGGGAAGUCCCAGAAGUACACCCUGAGUGUGGAUGUGGAGGGGGGGAAGCUGGUGGUGCUGAAGAAGCAGAAGGACACACAGGAGGACUGGAACACCUUCACCCAUGACAAGAUCCGGCAGCUGAUCAAGUCCCAGCGCGUGCAGAACAAACUGGGCAUCGUCUUCGAGAAGGAGAAGGACAGAACGCAGAGGAAGGACUUCGUGUUCGCCAGCGCCAGGAAGCGAGAGGCCUUCUGCCAGCUCCUGCAGCUGAUGAAGAACCGUCAUUCCCAGCAGGAUGAGCCCGACAUGAUCUCCAUCUUCAUCGGCACCUGGAACAUGGGCAGCGUCCCCCCCCCCAAGAGCAUCUCCUCGUGGGUGACGUCCAAGGGCCUGGGCCGGACGCUGGAGGAGGUGUCAGUGACCAUCGCACACGACAUCUACGUGCUGGGCACACAGGAGAACUCUAUGGGGGACAAGGAGUGGGUGGACUUUGUGCGCGCCGCGCUCAAGGACUGCACCGACCUCGAGUACCGACCGGUGGCAGUGCAGGCGCUGUGGAGCAUCAAGGUGGUGGUGCUGGUGAAGCCGGAGCACGAGAACCGCAUCAGCCACGUCAGCACCUCCAGCGUCAAGACCGGCAUCGCCAACACCCUGGGGAACAAAGGCGCUGUUGGGGUCUCGUUCAUGUUCAAUGGCACCUCCCUGGGCUUCGUCAACUGUCACCUGACCUCGGGCAGCGAGAAGACGGCACGCGCAAACCAGAACUACGUGGACAUCCUGCGGCUGCUGUCGCUGGGGGACAAGCAGCUCAGCUCCUUCGACAUCUCCCUGCGCUUCACACACCUCUUCUGGUUCGGGGACCUCAACUACCGCCUGGACAUGGACAUCCAGGAGAUCCUCAACUACAUCGGGCGCCGGGAGCUGGAGCCGCUGCUCCGUGUGGAUCAGCUCAACCUGGAGAGGGAGAAGCACAAAGUGUUCCUGCGCUUCGGGGAGGAGGAGAUCACCUUCCCCCCCACAUACCGCUAUGAGAGGGGAUCCAGGGACACAUACGUGUGGCACACGCAGAAGCCAACGGGGGUCCGCACCAAUGUGCCCUCAUGGUGCGACCGCAUCCUCUGGAAGUCCUACCCCGAGACCCACAUCAACUGCAACGCCUAUGGCUGCACCGAUGACAUCGUCACCAGUGACCACUCUCCCGUCUUCGCCUCCUUCGAGGUGGGAGUCACGUCCCAGUUUGUCUCCAAGAAAGGGCUCCCCAAGACCUCGGAGCAGGCACACAUUGAGUUCGAGAGCAUCGAGGCCAUUGUCAAGACCUCCAGUCGCACCAAGUUCUUCAUUGAGUUCUAUUCCACAUGCCUGGAAGAGUUCAAGAAGAGCUUCGAGAACGAUGCUCAGAGCAGUGACAACAUCAACUUCCUCAAGGUGCAGUGGUCGUCCCGGCAGCUGCCCACGCUCAAGCCCAUCCUGUCGGACAUCGAGUACCUUCAGGACCAGCACCUCCUGCUGACGGUCAAGUCCCUGGAUGGGUACGAGUCCUACGGGGAGUGUGUGAUCGCGCUCAAGUCCAUGAUCGGCAGCACCGCGCAGCAGUUCCUGACCUUCCUGUCCCACCGCGGAGAGGAGACCGGCAACAUCCGCGGCUCCAUGCGGGUGCGGGUGCCGGCUGAGCGCCUGGGCACCCGAGAGAGGCUCUAUGAGUGGAUCAGCAUCGAUAAGGAUGAGGCCACCACCGGCAAGGGGAAGGUGCCAAUGGGUGCCAGGGCCACCCAGGACUAUGCCAGAUCCUCCACCCGCAAGCCCACAUCCGAUCCCUGCACCAUUGCCAAGCCUGCGGAGGAGCCGGAGCAGAGCAGCAGCAUCCCUGCCCCACGGCCCCCAGGCACACACCGCAGGGAGGAGCCUGCCCCCAACCGCCCGCCGCCGGACCCGGACCCACAUCCCAACAGCUUCAACAACCCUGCCUACUACGUCCUGGAGGGUGUCCCUGAGCGGCGCCGGCCCCGCAGCCCCCCCCCCCCCUCGGGACGGGAGGGCCCCCCCCCCUCGGCCCCCGACGGCUCCUGCUCCGUGCUGCAGAUGGCCAAGAGCCUGAGCCAGGAGGAGUUCGGGACCCCCCCACGUCUGACCCAUGGAGCAUUCCGAGCUCAUCCCAUACGGGAGAGCAUCCAGGAGGAGAUGGCCGAGGAGGCCGUGGGUGCUGUGGGUGCUGUGGGGGUCUGGCUGCGGGCCCUGGGGCUGCAGAGGUACGAGCAGGGGCUGGUGCACAACGGUUGGGACGACCUCGAGUUCCUCAGUGACAUCACGGAGGAGGACCUGGAGGAGGCCGGAGUGCGGGACCCGGGACACAAACGUGUCCUCCUGGAGAGCCUCCAGCUCCGCAAGUAGCGGAUCCUGCAUCCGGCAGCAUCCUGCAUCCCAGAUCCGCAUCCCAUUGUCCUGGAUCCGCAUCCCAUUGUACCGGAUCCACAUCCUGGCAGCAUCCUGGAUCCUGGAUCCGCAUCCCAGCAG